Molecule: messenger RNA, 1700 nt
Organism: Papilio xuthus (Asian swallowtail)
Lineage: Eukaryota; Metazoa; Arthropoda; Insecta; Lepidoptera; Papilionidae
Exons: 1
Coding region: 68-610 (180 amino acids)
Source: RefSeq, a predicted model, not a curated record
CAAUUUUUCUAUUCAAAAAGUCGUUAAAGUUAUUUUGAAAACAUAACUACCUAAAGUUUUAAAUAAAAUGUCUUCUGAUAAUGAAGACGUAAUAGUUGCACCCUGGGUGGGAUCUUUAUCAAGUAAAAAUGUGUUAACAGUUGUUGUUAUUUCAACAAAUAUUGAAAUUAUAGAGAGAAUUGCUGAAGCACUUACAGAUGUACAUUCAAAAGGUACAUAUAAAUGGAAACUUAUAAUUCUACGUUCCUUCGAUUUAGAAAAACUUGUGGAAGUGUCGAAUUUAACAGGGAGAAUGGGAAUGGACUUUGUAAUUUUAGCUAUGGAUACAAAUAUAUUAUUUUGCUUGGAAUGGACUAAAAAUGCAUUGAGUCAGGUUGAUCCUGACCUUAGAGCUCGUCGUGUUGUGCUGGUAAACGCCGGUGGAGCACCUGUAAACGCAAUGGCAGUCAGUGCAAGUGAUUUAAUAGCCUUUUCCACGGAGGAAAACUUGGACAUGUUAAAUGCAAAUGUGUUUGUGAGACAUGAAGCUGUAUCAUUAGCUCAAAGGCUGUUAAGGUAUAUAGAAGUUUCUAUUGGUGUCGAAACAGGUGUUCCCAAUUUAAAUAUUUGAUACAUGUGGUAUUUUGUAAGCAAAAGUUUAAUUUGAAUCACAUUUAAAAGUUUUUUUUAUUACAAAGACUUGAUUUCUUGUAAUUUAUGAGCCGUGUGGGGAAAAAAAUUACCAAAAGGUACACUGUGCUUAUGGCAUAUUCGUUAAACUACAUUCAAAUCCAGACAAACAAGAAAUCUCUAUAAUAGAGGCAUUUCCCUCUCCAAAUAGGAAAAUCUCCAUGAGCGAGAAAAAUAUUGCCAUCCCUUGGACUCUUGUCUAUCCAAGUCUGCUAAUGUAAAUAACAAGGAAAAGUCAAUAAAAAUUAUACCUAUUAGUAUUAUUAUUUAUUAUACUUCAAUUGUACUACAAAAUAAUAGGAAGAUUUCUACAGUUACAAUUAUAUAUUACAUAAAUAAUAAAACAAUUACAGCAGUCCCUCACAAAGCUUUCUCACAGGCGUCUCCAAUAACAGAUAUAUUCAUGAAAAGAGUUAUUCAACUUUGAUACUUCAACAUAAAAUCAGUACGGUGAAAAAACCUUAAUUCUAAAUAAAAUACUGCGCAGUAAUAAUUUGUGUAAAUAUAAAUAACACAACCCUAUGACAUAUUGAAUACAAAAUUAUGUAAAAAAAAAUCAUUUAAUAUUCAUUAUACACUAUGAAUAUUUGCAUUAUAAUGUUGCAAUAAAUGGUUGAAUAAAAGCAAAACUUCAGAGAACCCAACAAAAAAAUACAAGAAAUCUUUAAAUUUUAAUUUUGUUAUGGUUACAUACAUUAUGGUUAAAGAAUUGUAACCAUAAAGAAUGUCAAAUUUUUAAAACUCUAAGGUUCUGUUCUUAGUGUAUAAUGAUUUAAUAAACAUUCAUUUGAGUUGCACUACUGUCAUAUGGUUAGGUAUAAUUUAUUGUAGACUAAAAUAUAACUAUAAUAAUCGCCAAAAUCUUACAUUAAAUGUCACAAUGGUGACUUCAAUAAAAAUAAACGUAUACGAAAAAUGUUUAAUAUUAGGCAAUAUCACAACUAAACCGCCCGGUACUAUUUCGGACUGAAAGUACACAAUUCAAUGUAUCCAUUAUUGCAUAUAUAACCCAAAACAGGUGACAUGAAAUA